This is a messenger RNA of Naumovozyma castellii, 2166 nucleotides long. RefSeq names its product GTPase-activating protein SST2 (gene SST2). The coding region runs from base 1 to 2166 and encodes 721 amino acids. Lineage: Eukaryota; Fungi; Ascomycota; Saccharomycetes; Saccharomycetales; Saccharomycetaceae. The transcript has a single exon. The record is from RefSeq and is a predicted model, not a curated record.
AUGACGGAUAAAGAUGUUUUAACUACCCUUCAUGAAUUGGCUUCCAAGAGCUUUAGUCGAACUCCCAAUGGGCUUUUAUUUACUAAUGAUCUAAAGACCGUGUAUUCUUUGCUGUUGAUCUGCCUUGAUUUGAAAGAGGAAAGUGCAGAAUCCAAAUCUAUUCUUAAUGCAUUUAAUAAGAACUAUCCCUUUACUUUUACAGUUAAAACAGCUAUUGAAAAAAUGGGAAAACUUGAACUUAGCGUUAACAUGAGUGCAACUUGUAUGAGCAUGUCGUAUGCUAUCAAGCCUGCCUUGGCCCGACAUUUAUUGGAACUAUUCAUGUCAGCAAAAUUGCUUCAUACUCCGGCGGAUAGGACCCGGAGUGAACCAAAAGAAAAAGUUCUUUUACAGCCAACACCAAAGGGUGUGGCCAUUUUACAAAAGUAUGUGAAAGAUAUUGGGUUGAAAAAAAUUCCGGAUAUUGUGCUGUCUUCAUUCAAUUCAUUAGAUUUUUUUACUUUCGAAAGAAGCUCUGUCACAGAUUCAAUUAUUCACAGUGAUUACCUAAUUCAUAUUUUAUUUAUACGAAUGAUGGGACCAUAUCCUAAUGUUUGGUCUCCAACAAAGCCUGCUGAUAAGGUACCGUCCCUCGGAACGCUCUUGGAAUAUGAUAAUGAUUCGUUUACAUUUGAGAAUUUGGAAUACUCUGGUGCGAAUGGAUUUAUUUCAGACAUUGCAAAUCAAAACCUGCAUGAAAACAUCGAUAACUCGUGGUUAUCGCAAAUACCCGAAAAGGAACUACAGAAAGAAGAUAGAGUAUCACCGUUUGCGCAUCGUUUUUUUACCAAUCCUGAUUCAGAUUCACAUAUCCAAUAUUAUGUGUCCGAUAGUGGAGUGCGAUUAUUUAAAUCAAAAAUAUUUGGGAAACACAAGACAGCAAUUGAUUAUAGUUUCACAUCAAAAUCUCUGUGGCAGUGGUUAAUGGAUUGUACAGAUAUUAUGUAUCCUAAAGAGGCUGUAUCGGUGGCUGCUCUUAUUUUGAAGGUGGGGUUAAUUGUUCCUAUUUUGCUAUCCCCAUCCAAAAAUUCGAAACGAAAAUUUCAUAUUAGUAGGUCCUCAUAUUUUACUUUAAGCAAACUAGGCUGGGAUAUUAUUCAAUGGAAUACAGAGAAUGGUAUCAAGCAAUCGAUAAAUAACUUUUCCAAUCUUAAAAUCAGUAGUCCUACGCAGCAUCAUAUUGAUAUUGAUUUUACACUAACAGGAAAUUUGAUAGUAGGUGAUGAAAAGGAGAUACUGCAACACGAUGAUGAUUCGCAUUCAAUCGACAUUAUUCCUUGCUCUGGCGCAUAUCCAUCUAACAAUUUGAACGAGAUCUUAAAAGACCCAGGUAUGAGAUACUUGUUUAGAAGACACCUUGAAAAAGAUCUAUGUGCUGAAAACUUAGAUGUAUUUAUUGAAAUUAAGAAAUUUCUAAAGAAGAUGACAUUGCUAAAGAAGUUAUUGGAUUCAAAAAAGACUAGAGAAGGGAAGCAUACCAAGAGUAAAGCGUUUGAAAAUAAUAUUCUAGCAACCAUUGAUUGCGCCCUCAUGAAGCAGGCAAAUGAAUGUUUAGAAGUUGCUUAUCACAUUUAUUCCUCAUAUGUCAUGGUGAAUUCUCCAUAUCAAAUAAAUAUUGAUCAUGACCUUCGAGAAUCGAUAACAAAAAUUAUGCUACAUCCUCAGUCACCACUAUCGAAAAGUUUUCCAAUCAACUUUGAUUCCCCAUUUCAUUCUAAGCCGAAAGCUGUAAAUCAUUUACCAACGCGCUUGCCAACGAACUCAACUAUAUUGGUUUCUAAACCAGCUACAGCAAUGGGAGGUGGGAACACAAUUAUUUUAAAAUCACCCAAGAUGUCAGCUAGAGAGUUCACACCUGCUCCUUUAUCAUUGACACCAUUAAACAAGGAUUAUGUUCCGUUGGAUUCCUUAUCGGACAAUGUGCUUUACACAUCUGAAGAUGAAGAUCCACUUUCAGUUACCUUGACCGUUCUUAGAAAAUUAUAUCCAUUAUUUGAAAAUGUUGGUAAGGAGAUGUACCGUUUGAUGAAGAUUGAUUCCUUGCAAAAAUUCAUGGUGUCUGAUGUUUAUAAAGAGGCUACUUCGUUAGUUGAGAUACAAGAUAAAAACUAUAGUUCAAAAAAUUAG